Messenger RNA from Tribolium castaneum (red flour beetle), 4226 nucleotides. RefSeq names its product c12.2 (gene c12.2). The coding region runs from base 134 to 4156 and encodes 1340 amino acids. The transcript has 11 exons. Gene Ontology annotation, molecular function: ATP binding; ATP hydrolysis activity. Gene Ontology annotation, cellular component: cytoplasm. NCBI's taxonomy places the organism in Eukaryota, Metazoa, Arthropoda, Insecta, Coleoptera, Tenebrionidae. The record is from RefSeq and is a predicted model, not a curated record.
UUUUCCGAUUAGCUGUGUCACGUAAUUGUUACGCCACUGCGUACGUAACACUUGACAGCUAAAUGACAACCUAACCUUUGUAUCUUCACCCAAAAAUCGUGCAAAUCAGUAAUUCGGCACUUUUGACGCGAAAAUGUUGUACCAAACCCCUGCAAAUCGCCGCAUUAACACUUUAUUUCGCAUUCUGACCCGUGCCAACCCCAUUUGGGGCCACAACGUGCGCGCCUAUGUCUCGCAAGAUUCCGUUUCAAUUGGUGGAGUUACAAAGGUUGUAACGGAGGCGAAACGGCCCGAAUACGUCCCUUGUAACUACUAUAGGGAUGGCUUAGGGCAAACUAGCUUAAACCACCUCAAAUGGAUGAUGCAAAAGGACGUUUUAGGGCAGGAUAUCUUCCUUCUGGGGCCCCCGGGGGCCCUCAAGCGCAACUUAGCGAUGCAAUAUUUAGAAUUAACGAAUCGAGAGCACGAAUAUGUUGCCCUUAGUAGGGACACCACUGAGUCAGAUUUAAAACAACGAAGGGAGAUUGUUAAAGGGACAGCGACGUACUUUGACCAGAGCGCUGUGAGGGCCGCCACUGAAGGGCGAGUUUUAAUCCUUGAAGGUGUCGAAAAAGCGGAACGAAACGUUCUUCCAGUAUUAAAUAACCUACUUGAAAACAGGGAAAUGCAUUUAGAGGACGGGAGAUUGCUCAUUCCUGCCGCCAGAUACGAUAAAUUACGAGAAAAAUAUGGUAGCGAAGAGUUAGAUAAGUGGAAACUGGUGCGAGUGGAUGACAAUUUUCGUGUUAUUGCCUUGGGACUACCUGUGCCUAAGUAUCGGGGAAAUCCAUUGGAUCCGCCCUUAAGGUCGCGGUUUCAAGCCAGGGAUGUGGGGACCAUGAGCUACCAAGAAUGCUACCAAGAGAUGAAAGCUGCCGCCCCCACCGCCCCCGACUCCACAAUCACCAAACUACUCUCAUGCGCCUUCGCCAUCUCAUCAAAAGAAAGCGCCGCUCUGGGAUUCCCGGACUUCCCCCUCGACAAUCUAACCCUAGGUGCAAAAAUCCUAGAAAACAACCCCAAACUACCACCCUACGACCUCUUUUUCCGCCUCUACCCCUACAAACUCUUCCUGAAAGAGCAAACCACCCACUUAGAGUCACUCCUUGAAUCGUUCGACGUCAAACCCCAACCCCAAUCAGUAUUCUCCGCAUUCACCCAAAAAGUGAAAACAUUCCUCGCAACCCCAACCCCAAAAAAAACCUACAUCGAAACCGACUACCAAAACAAACUAAUCGAGGAAAUGCUCCAAAGCGAACAAACCGCAGAUUUCUGCAUUAUCGGCCCGCGCGGCUCCGGUAAAUCCCUGCUAGUGCAACAAGUUGCCAACAUUGCAGGCAAACAAACCGAAAACAUAGUCCUGUACCAGGACAUGACAGCUAGGGACUUGAUCCAACAGCGCACAACACUGGAAAAUGGCGACACUGUCUGGACCCUGUCCCCGUUAGUGUUGGCAGCACUGGAGGGGAAAAUCGCGGUGUUGGACGGAAUCCACCGAAUUCACCCGAGCACACUGUCGUGCCUCCACCGCCUGGUCCAGAACCGCGAACUGCAGCUGCACGACGGCAAACGACUCAUUUCCCACGAGCGCUACCAACUUCUCAAAACCAAAACCACCCCAACCGACGGGGUUUUACCCAUUCACCCCGAUUUCCGCAUUGUCGCAAUCGGGGAACCCCCAAACACCAACACCACCAAUUGGCUAACGCCUGAAGUUCUCAGCCUGUUUCUCUUCCACGAAGUGCGUUCCUUAACCAAACAAGAGGAACUCCACGUUGUUACGUCAAAAUACGGCCCGGUUUCGCCCCAAAUGCACAAAAUCAUCGAGUUGGCACACGUGUUACGUCACAGUGGCGACCAAACUCUCCUAAAUCUAGCAGGCCAUCUGUCAACGCGUCAAAUAUUGAGACUAGCAGCCCGAAUGUCACAAUUCCCGACUACUGAUCUCUAUGAUGUCCUUGAAACCACUUUCAUGGUCAAGUUUUUGCCGUCUUUAGCGCGGGGGGCUUUGGAACGUACUUUUGAGAGGUUGGGUGUGACGCAAGCGGCACGUGACCCGAUUAGUGUCAAAUGUGAGGUGCAAGAUGGCGUCUUGACGAUUGGCGCGUCAUCUGUGCCCGUCCACCAAACGUCGAAUUUGAGUAAAGUCCCCGAAAUUUUAUUCUAUGACGUGCCGCAACAUUUACAACUUAUGGAACGUUUAUUGCAAGAUUUUCAUUUAGGGCAACAUAUUCUCCUAGUGGGGAAUCAAGGUGUGGGGAAAAAUAAAAUAAUUGAUAGGUUUUUGCAAUUGAUGAAUCGCCCUCGUGAGUACAUCCAGCUGCACAGGGACACCACCGUCCAAACAUUGACAGUGCAGCCCACUGUCAAAGAUGGCGUUUUAGUUCAUGAAGACUCGCCACUUGUCAAGGCUGUCAAAAGCGGCCAUGUUUUGGUAGUGGAUGAGGCAGACAAGGCCCCCACCCAUGUCACAUGUAUUCUAAAGACUCUGAUCGAAUCAGGUCAGAUGGUCCUAAGCGAUGGACGUAGGAUUGGUGGCACUUCCCCCCACCACAUCCCCAUCCAUCCCGACUUUAGGGUGGUAGUACUGGCGAACAGGCCCGGCUUCCCGUUCCUUGGCAACGAUUUCUUCGGGGCUUUGGGCGACUUGUUCAGCAGCCAUUCGGUGGAAAAUCCCGAACCGGAGGCCGAAAUCGCCCUUUUGCGCCAGUACGGCCCUGAAGUCCCCCUCGAAACUAUCAAAAAACUUGUCAAAGUUUUCGGGGAAUUACGCAAUAUGGCCGACCAGGGUCUAGUGUCGUAUCCGUACUCCACGCGUGAGGUUGUAAACAUUGUCAAACACUUGAAUCAAUUCCCCAAUUCUGACCUUGAGGAGGUCAUAUUUAACGUGUUCGACUUUGAUCGGUACUCGUCGGAAGUGGUCGAUACCUUGGGGGAAAUACUGGAGAAGCAUGGGUUCACAGGGGGGAAAAACUUGAUGUUGACACCGAAAAAAGUGAAGGAGAGGAUUCAGGUCACUGUGAAUAGGAAAAGUGGGCUCGAUGUGAGCGCCCCCAAGCAUGGGAAGGAGGAUCCGAAGAAUGAGCCCCACGUUGGGGGGAAUACCUGGGCGGGGGGCACCGGGGGGCGGGACACGGCCGGGUUGGGGGGCAAAGGGGGGCCCUAUAGGCUCGAUAAGGGGCACAAGGUACACCAACUCUCCGACGAGGAAAAAAACUCAGUCCCGGAGCACGUGCAAAGGGCGGCUCGUGAAAUGGGGCGCAAGGCGUUCCAGGAAAAAUUAAAAGAAAUCGGAAUGAGUGGUUACGACGCCUCGCUUUACAACCAAUUCUACCAUUCUGUCGAACGUCAAGUCCAGAGUUUGCGCGUGAUUUUGGGGAAUUUACAGGCGAAAAACAAGGAACGCCACUGGACACGUCACCAAACGGCGGGCGAAUUGGACGAUGUCAAACUAAUCGAUGGAUUAUUGGGCGAAAAAACGAUUUUUCGCAGACGUGCUGAGCAGGAGCCCGAACUUGGGGCCCCGCAAAUUAAGCCCAAACUGUUCCGGUUGGUUGUGGACGUCUCUGGGAGUAUGUAUAGGUUCAAUGGUUACGACGGCCGACUUGACCGCGAGCUCGAAGCCGCCGUUUUGGUAAUGGAGGCGUUUCAAGGCUUCGACGAUAAAAUCCAAUACGACAUUAUCGGCCAUUCGGGCGAAGCCCCGUCUAUACCCUUCGUCAAGUUUAAAGAACCGCCAAAAAACAACAAAGAACGCUUGGAUAUAAUCCGAACAAUGCACGCGCAUGCGCAGUAUUGUUGGUCCGGUGAUCACACGCUAGAGGGCGCCGAAUCGGCUAUUAAUUCACUAGCGGAAGAGGAUUGUGACGAGGGAAUUGUUAUUGUUCUGUCUGAUGCUAAUUUAGAACGUUACAGAAUACCACCGUCAAAGUUGGCACAGGUUUUGACCUCCAAACCAAAUAUCAGUGCCUAUGCGAUUUUUAUCGGAGGAUUGGGGGAUCAAGCCGAGAGAUUAACCGAAAAAUUACCAGCCGGACGUGCUUUUAUUUGUCGUGACGUCACACAAUUGCCGCAAAUUUUGAAACAGAUUUUUUCGUCGUCUGUCAUCAAUAUAUGAGGGGAGAUUAGGCACGAAUUAAUUAAUUGUAAAUAAAAAGUAAUAUAUUUUAUUAUUUUAUUUGUUACAA